Messenger RNA from Ceutorhynchus assimilis (cabbage seed weevil), 706 nucleotides. Lineage: Eukaryota; Metazoa; Arthropoda; Insecta; Coleoptera; Curculionidae. The record is from the annotation of a GenBank genome assembly.
CAUUUACCCACUUAACCUAUUUUUUAUUACGAAAAUAAAAAUAAGCUUGUGAAAAUAAAAAAAUAAACAAACAUUUUUAAAACACAAACUACUUGAUUAAAAAACGAUAAUGGUAAAAGCGGCCUUAUUUGUUUGUCUAGGCAACAUUUGUCGUUCUCCAAUAGCUGAUGCGGUUUUCCUGAAAAUUGUUACCGAAAGGGGCAUAGCCGAUCAAUGGAAAGUAGAUAGUGCCGCUAUCGGAGGAUGGCAUUCGGGAAGCUCUCCUGAUUCCAGGGCUACGAAAACAUUGACAAAUCAUGGUAUUCCGUACGAUGGCCGAGCAAGACAAAUAGAAGAUGAAGAUUUUCUGGAAUUCGACUACAUUUUUGGCAUGGACGAUAAAAACAUUUCGAAUUUGAAAGGCCAACAACCACCAGAGAGCAGAGCAAAGAUUUUGUUGCUAGGAGAUUUUGAUCCCGAGGGAGACAAGAUCAUCCGUGACCCAUAUUAUGACUCCGGAUCCGAGGGUUUCGAGAAGUGCUACCAACAAUGUGUCAGAUCCUGCAACGGAUUUUUGGAUCAGUUGGAGCAAGGAAAAAUUUAAAAAAGAAAAAAUGGAUUGCCCUCGACAUUUACAAUUAUUAUUAUCAGUAGCUUUAUUUUUUAUUAAUAAUUAUAAUAUGUAAGUAAUAUAUAUAUAUAAUUAUUCCUCUCAAUUAAAUAGUUG